This is a messenger RNA of Sander lucioperca (pikeperch), 2728 nucleotides long. RefSeq names its product bromodomain containing 8 (gene brd8b). Bases 80 to 2380 code for a protein of 766 amino acids. The transcript is spliced from 19 exons. Gene Ontology annotation, cellular component: NuA4 histone acetyltransferase complex. Lineage: Eukaryota; Metazoa; Chordata; Actinopteri; Perciformes; Percidae. Gene Ontology annotation, molecular function: protein binding. The record is from RefSeq and is a predicted model, not a curated record.
CCUUUUUCACCGUAACAUCUGUGUGUACCACUAAACCCUGUCCGGCGGAAGUUGUGUACGCGGCCUUAUCACAAAAGAAAUGGCGAGCGGUAUCGGCAAACACAAGAUACUGAAUGUAGGGCCAACAGAGCCCUGGUCAGUCAGGGAGAAACUGUGCCUGGCCUCCUCUGUUAUGAGGAGUGGCGACCAAAACUGGGUGUCUGUAAGUAGAGCCAUCAAGCCUUUCUCAGAGCCGGGCCGUCCACCUGACUGGUUCUCACAGAAGCACUGUGCCUCACAAUACUCUGAGCUGCUGGAGGCCACGGAAGCACCAAAGCGUAAGCGCGGUGAGAAGGGCGAGGUGGUCGAAACCAUCGAAGAUGUCAUCGUUCGUAGGCUAACCACUGAGAGGAUAGAGGAACUGAAAAAACUGCUGCGAGACACACAGGAGCAGUACAGGAAGUUGAAGAAGGAGGUGGAUCUGAUCCAGACGGGUCACAUGGACUCCCAGCUGAAGGAGCUGUGGGCAGAGAUCACACUAAAGAAGAAGCAGGCUGAGGAGGAAGCGGAACAGAAGAGGAGAGCCACAGAAACAGCGUACCAAGCUCGUCAGGCGAUGAAAAACACACCCAAGCGUCUGCCCAGUGUAACUGUACGCUCUCCCAUGGGUGCCAGCCCCCCCACCAUGGACUCUCAGGCUGACUCUUCGGUCUCCACACAGUCCAUGGAUACAGGAGGCGUUGCCUCCGAUGACACCACCACCCACUCAGUUGCCCAGGGGGUCGGAGUGUUUCUACCAGCGACGGAUGCUCCAGGCCCAGGGCCCAAAGAUGGGGGCCUGGCCGCUCUAGUAGAUGAUUCGCCACAGAAGAGGAUCCUCACCCAGAAGGCCACGCCGCCGCCCUCACCCCUCCUGUCAGAACUGCUGAAGAAAGGCAACCUCAUCUCGGCCAGCCCCCGCCUGGUUGGGGAGGGAGACUCUACUGGAAGCCUCACCAAUGGAGUACAGACAGCCACCGCAGCCACUGCCUUACCACCUGGUCAUGAGGUCAUCGCAGAGGGUGAAGCUGCAGUGAAGGUAGAGCUCGGCGAGGAGACGGGGUUGGUGGAGGACCUUGUUUACAUGGGAAACGAAUUGGACCUGGAGACAGUAGGAGACAUCAUCGCCAUCAUAGAGGAGAAGGUCGAUGACUCAGUGGAGGCCUUAGAUGCAGCAGCGGUGGAAGCAGCUCUCUCUCUGUGUGAAGAGGCAGUGUCAGAAGGACACACCCUCCCCGGCCCCUGGGAGACCCAGGAGCUGAAGGUUUCAGACCCAGCACCCACGCUCCAAGACUCGGAUCCCACACAGGAGCCUCGGGAUGUGGCCGCGAUGUCAGCCUUGAUUCCUCCCAGCAUGGAGACCCAGAAUCAACCGGAAAUUAAAAGAGAACAACGGCUCAAGGGAAACUGUGAGGGACCCGAGGCGACCGGAAGUGAUGUCACCUCCGACGACGGUGCACCAGGAAGUGAGGUCACGGAGGAGGGGCCGGCGGGGAAGGAGGCCACAGAUGCGACGGUCAAGAGUGAAGGAGAGGAAUGGAGCCAGCCGGAGCCCAACCCGCCCUGCCUAGACUCUGAGGACAGCUCUGUUUCCGGGAAAGAGUCCAAGGAGGUGAAGGAGGAGGAGGCGGGGAGUGAGGGCGACCCAGAAGAAGGGAUGGAGCUGAAAGAGGAGUGUGGGGAGGGGGAGGGUCCCUAUCUGUCGGAGGUGGAGCGGGCAGCCAGCGAGAGCGAGGACGGUUACGGUCCGCCCUCCCAGCGCUACACAGCCGAUUCACUGGCCAGCAGCCCGGCCUCCUCUUCCCAGCUAUCUACGUGUGGGGAGGACCAGGAGGCAGUGCAGGCCCAGAAGAUCUGGAAGAAAGCCAUCAUGCUGGUGUGGAGAGCCGCAGCCAAUCACAGGUAUGCCAGUGUCUUCCUGCAGCCAGUGUCAGAUGACAUCGCGCCUGGUUACCACAGCAUCGUACACAGACCCAUGGACCUGUCGGCCAUUAAGAAGAACAUUGAGUCCGGCGUGAUCCGUACAACGGCCGAGUUCCAGCGCGACAUCAUGCUGAUGUUCCAGAACGCCGUCAUGUACAACUCGUCGGACCACGACGUGUACCACAUGGCGCUGGAGAUGCAGCGCGAUGUCCUGGAGCACGUCCAGCAGUUCCUGGCCACCCAGCUCAUCAUGCAGACCUCGGAGAGCGCCAUCUCGGCCAAGAGCCUCCGCGGCAGGGAGGGAAACCGUAAGCCAGGAGAGCCGGCUGAGAAGGACAGUGUCCCAAUGGCCUCUCCUGCUUUCCUUCUCUCUCUCUUUGACGGAGGCACCAGGGGGCGCCGUAGCGCCAUGGAGGCCGACCUCAAAAUGAAGAAAUAGACAGGUAUCAGAACGAGACAUAUAGAGAGACAAGGAGUCACUCAGAGAGAGUGGAGAUGGAUGCUUUGGUUGUUUUCUGAAGAGGACUAUGCAGUCUCUAUGCGUGUGUGUGUAUAUAUACACAGUACACUUGUUCAUGUGUACUUUGGCGUAGACAAGGCUAAUGUGGAUGGGUAUGUUUGUGUAUCUGAGAGAGCUGCACAGAGCUGCUUCUUUUUCAGUUCAUACGAUUGGUUUAUGUGCAGCACGCCAUGGGAUUUCACUCCACUUUCCCCAAGUUAUCAUUUCUCCAGCAAAGGGUUCAUCAUUUCCCUCAUCUGAGAUGGAACAGCCAAGGAUGUUGAGAGA